AGAGAGAGAGAGAUGCGGAAAUGAGAAGACGAAGAAGAGCUGCGCUUCUUUUUCGUUGCUGUCCUCCCGCCACACCUUCAUAUAUCCCCAACCUCUGCACGACGCAGAAAGCAGCAGCAGACGCAGCAUGCACACCCCUGCCCCUGCUCUUUUCCUCUGCACACCCCCAACCGGGAGCCAAGACCUAACAAAAAAAGUUUCCUUCCCCAC
This is a messenger RNA of Aplosporella prunicola CBS 121167, 210 nucleotides long. RefSeq lists its product as uncharacterized. Bases 21 to 188 code for a protein of 55 amino acids. The transcript has a single exon. The record is from RefSeq and is a predicted model, not a curated record. NCBI's taxonomy places the organism in Eukaryota, Fungi, Ascomycota, Dothideomycetes, Botryosphaeriales, Aplosporellaceae.